Lytechinus pictus (painted urchin) is the source of this 2946-nucleotide messenger RNA. RefSeq lists its product as uncharacterized. Lineage: Eukaryota; Metazoa; Echinodermata; Echinoidea; Temnopleuroida; Toxopneustidae. Bases 14 to 376 code for a protein of 120 amino acids. The record is from RefSeq and is a predicted model, not a curated record. The transcript is spliced from 2 exons.
UCUCCAGGAUGUAAUGUUAAUACCUACUGGUAGUCAUACCAUCAAGCUAUCAAGUAAAGAUCUUGGAAGCACCCUAGGACUCCAUGAGAUCGAUGACACCAAGGGGCUGAAUCAGGCAGCAGGUCCGGCAGAAGACACCUUGUAUCCCGUUGGAGGAACAGUGGCAUACUAUAGAAGAUUCAGAAGUGGGAGAGAGCAGAUACUCAUUGAUCAGAUCAUCAAACGGGAUCUUGUGGUAACGGUGUAUUUAUCAGACAGCAGACGAUCACGCGAGAAACUUCAUUACCAAUACCUGUAUCCACUAACUCAUGUCUGGAAGAACAGAGGAUGGUCAGCCUGUUCAGCUUCAUGCGGAGGUGGUAAGAAUCAUUGCUAAUUACAAUCUAAACUGAACUGAAUUGUGUAUAAAAGUGGGGGGGGGGGGUGACCCCUACCCAGACAACGAGUGUAAUGUGAAAGGGAGAGGAAAAGAGAGAGAGAGAGUGACAUACAUCAUUACCCAUACUUGUAUCCACUUAUACCCCUUUCAUAAACCCAAUUAUGCGGCUAAUAGCAGCAUAAUUUGGUCGUAAAAUCGGAGGAGGACCAGAGUUAUCCGCAUUAUUUUGAUGCUGCAAUUAUCCGCAUAAUAGCAGCAUCGGGACAAGAUUUUGAGUUUAUGAACGUAUUUCCAAAUAAUGCGGAUAUUUGCCAUGGUGCGGUCACAAGGUCACCCUUUUCCAACACAACCGCAUCGGAGGGGGCGUGUCCAGUUGUCAUGACGAUUAUCCGCCUUUUUCAGGACGGGCGCUCGUAAAAAUAAUGCGGAUAAUUUUCGGAGUUUGUGAACGCAAUUUUUAUUGAAUUAUCCGCAUUACUAUUAGGCGGCUAAUUGGAGGAUAGGUUUAUGAAAGGGGUAUAACUGAUGUCUGGAAGAACAGGGUCAACUUGUUCAUUUGUGCUCAUCAUUUUCACCAUCAAGACCCAUUUAUUAUCACCUGUCAGGUCCAUCAUUAUUUUUUAAGUGUCCAUUAUCACCAUUUACAUGUACAAAUGGAAAGUUACAUGUCCUAUAUCAUUACAAUAGCCCAUUAUCACUUUAAGUGGCCUAUUACCUCAAAGUUCACAUGAUCGCCAUUUCCAUUAGUCGAUCAUCACCUCCGAGUGACCAUCAAUACAAAAAAAAGAAGAAACAAUACCAUUUAGAUUGACCAUUGAUCUUCCUGAAAGUGAGCAGUUUAUUAUGGCUGACCAUGAUAACCUUACUUUGACUCAUCAUUACCACUUAUGCUUCAGUUAUCACUGCCUGAAGUAGAGUAAACAUGGAUAUGGCAACUAAAAUUGUCAUAACUGACAUGAUGAAUUAAUUCACAGCUUUUACUCAUCCAUUCAAUCCCUCCAAUGUCAUGACACUGUUAUGCUGCCCUCUGGAGUUAUGGGGUCAUUCCUCUAGGGAGUUUGAAUGCGUCCACCCAGGGUUGAGAGAGGGUGGGGUGGAGUGGUUGUGUCACUUGUCUGUGUAUUAUGAUAUAUAUACAGAUACCAGAUAAAUCCUGCAGAGAAAAAAAUUACACAGGUAAGGGGCGAUUUCACACCGCCCCCCCUCCCCCGUGUAAUGCUCAAUGCAAUGUUGCAGAUUUAUGCAGUAGAUUGUGAAAAGUAGUCCCCAAAAAUAAAAGAAACAUAUAUAUAUCUUUUUGCCUGAAGCCCUGUAACAUCAUCAUCUUUUAAUCUUAAAGAAAACACCUUCAAUCGUGCUCACAAGCUUUCUUAAAGGGAUGAAAUAAUCGAACUAACUGAAUUGAUGUUAUCAAGAAAUGGACUUCAUAAAGGAGAGGUUCAAAUUAGAAGCCUUCAUGACCAAUUUGAAGUCCAGUGAUCUGCUCGACUGUAAACCCCUAUUGCUUGGGGAGGGGGGGGGGAGUGUUCCCCAAUAUGACAAAAAAAGGGGAGGGAGAGAAGAAGGCCAAUAAAUGGAAAGAAAUUGAGAGAAAGAGAGAUGAGAAAUGGUUCCCCCUUGGAAAUACCUGAUAAGGUUUUGCUAGUAGCAAAGCCAUCUCUGCUAUAUCUGCUUGUAUAUAAAAUAUCUAAUUAGCUAAAUUAUAUACAAUUCAUUUUACUAUUGGCUGGUUUAUAGUUAAAGUGCUUCACUAAGUCCAUUCACACCCACCAAUUCACCAAAAAUACAUGUAGGGCUUAGACAAAGGGAACUUGUUCAGCUCAAAAAAUACUUGUAAUUUAUUUAUUUUUGAGCAUUCACACUUGCAGAUGAAGUUCCUAUAGUAAUUGGUUACCAACAAGACUUAAUUCUUGCAUUCCUAUAAAGGAUGUUCAUUAUUUUUGUCUCACAUUCUAAGUUCUCACUAUGCAAAUAUCUCUGUGAAAUUGACCUAACAUUUUCUGAUCUUUGUUGGAAUUUUAUAGCAGGGUCGGUAUGAAAGUGGUUACACUUUCUCAAAUAGAACAUCAUUCACACGUUACUGAAUAUUGGACCUUAACCACUUGAGUACAGGAACAUGGUGGUUCCUGUAAUAUGUCUGCAGGAAUAAAAUAAAUCAGUAUUCAACAGGUUAAGAAUGAUGAUACAGCAGAAUGACACUAUCUACUUUAUCUCAUAUUGCUUAAUAUUUCUCCCCUACUUCACCCUCUGGAUUACUUUCUUCACUAUUUUAGGGAUUUUGUUCUUGAAGUAAAUUGGAUUAGUUAGUACCUUUGACACAUUUCCAAUCAAGCGUUGAUUAAAUUAGCCUAUUUUUAAAAAUACAUCGAAGCUAGCCAUCUUAAUUAUAAUGACUCUUAAAAAUGAAGUAUUUGAAAUACUUCAGUUUGAAGCUUUUGUUUAAGUCUGUGAAUAUGAGAAGGCCUAUAUGGCAUUUCCAUAGGCUAGCAAAACUUUUUUUAUAGGGCUGAUGCAUAUUAAUUUCAUGACAUCUUCUGUAUGUUGUUUGAGUCAGGAUUCAUGCAGAU